Molecule: messenger RNA, 2172 nt
Organism: Fusarium pseudograminearum CS3096
Lineage: Eukaryota; Fungi; Ascomycota; Sordariomycetes; Hypocreales; Nectriaceae
Exons: 3
Coding region: 1-2172 (723 amino acids)
Biological process (GO): negative regulation of DNA-templated transcription
Cellular component (GO): nucleus
Molecular function (GO): metal ion binding; RNA binding
Source: RefSeq, a predicted model, not a curated record
AUGGUUUCUGACGAGCACUUCGAGAUGUGCUUGCCUGUCCUGCAGGAUGCCACAUUGGAAGACGAGGACAAAACAGACAGGUUGGAGGAGCUCUUCCGCAAGGAGACCAAUCUCACCGGCACUUCUCUUGACAAUGCAAUAUUGGACGCCCUCUGGCGCUAUCGCGAUAGCGGAGGCUCAUCAGCAUCGCCGCCUCCCAUAAGACCGGCAAUACUGCGACGUCCCUCUCCUGCCUCCUGGCGUGGCUCACCAACACCCAUGUCAGGCUCUCCCAGACUCGCCGUGAGCCCCCUCGCUCCACCAGGAUUUGUUCCAUCAACCUUUGGCAGGACUAUAUCCUCGACAGUCUCACCAUUCUCCUCGCCCCGCGCUUCACCGCGUAUGGCUCUGGCAACACCUGUCAUUCCUCAUAGUCCAAACCUGAAUGCGUAUGAAUUUGCGAGUGAUCCAACCCCGGCCACCGAGAUCUUGGGAGAAUACCAGACCGAGAACGUUGAAUGGCUUGUUAGCGAUGAUGCUGCUAGUGUAACUUCGUCUGUCAGCACCCCAAGCGCCCUGAAUGCUGCUGCCCCGGAGUUCUCCUCCAUGACGGCGCAGUCAGCUGAUAUGUCUCCUUACGACAUGCUGCGUUCCAUCCUCGGACAAACCAAGACGGACGAUGAGAUCGAAGCUGCUCUGGCACAGAAUGGCUACGAUCUCAGCGCGACCAUUGUCUCAUUUAUGGAAAGUCAGACCGGAGAUAAUCAACCGGGUGGUGUUUCACUGGAGGAACCCAAAAAUGUCUUGAUUGGAAAGUCGGUCGACCGUCCUUCUACACCUCUUGGACAACAAAAGUCCGGGGUUAUCUGCAAGUUCUACAUGUCCACCGGGCAGUGCUUGCGUGCCGACUGUAGAUUCAGUCACGAUCUCAGUAACCACUUGUGCAAAUAUUGGGUAAUGGGCAAUUGCUUGGCUGGAGAGACAUGCAUCUUUUCGCACGACCCUACCAAACUUAUGAACAAGCUUGCGCUCGAUGGCGCCAGCACGCCACCAUCAAAACAAGGGGGCUUACAGCUAGGAGAUCUUAACUCGUUCCCCUCGCUCCGACCUGGCACCCCGGAUCAUUUGAGUGGUUUCGCUGGCAGCAACAGCUUUCCAGGCGUAGGAAUAACACCGCCACCGGGCUUGAAGCAUUUCCACGGAACUUCCAGUCCUCGCGCCCGAUCCCGUCCUGGCAGUCGGCAUCAGACCAGGGAGCCCGAUAUCUCGGCACCUGCUCUGGAUGACAAUGAUGCAUUUCCUUCGCUAGGUUCUGCUUCGAUGAAGCAGGGCAAGAAGCAUCACGGCAAGCGAGGCGGACAUGGUCACGGACAUAAGGAGAACAUGGCCCCCAAUUCACUAGCCGAUAUUGUGAAGAUGUCACCCUCCCCCACCCCUGUUCGUCCCGAACUUAAGAAAAUGGGACGUAACGGGAGCUCAACAGUUGCACGAAAUGGAGAGAACAGUCCUGCUGCUCAAGCAAUCCCUAGUCCCAAGCAUGUCCCGUGGUUGGAGACUGGCGAGCGUGCCAACAAGGCAUAUUUGAAGGCGCGCCAAGAAGCUCUCAAGCAUGGCGGCCUUCGCAACAAGUUUCUGCAAAGCGCUGCGCAGGCGUGGAAUCGCAAUGACGCCAGGGCUGCUAAGGCGCUCAGUCUGCGAGGACAAAGCGAGAACGAUCUUAUGCGCAAGGCUCAUCGCGAAGCCGCAAGGGAAUUGUACGAAGAGCGCAACAAGGACAACUCCCAAGGCCUUGAGCUAUACGUCGACCUUCAUGGACUUCAUCCUGAGGAGGCUGUCGAGUAUCUCGAAAAGAUUCUGAUGGAAAACAGCCGAGAAUCGCAGCCCAUUUAUGCCAUCACGGGUUCUGGACACCAUAGUAAGAACGGCAAGGACAAGGUUGGCAGAGCGGUCCGCAACUUUCUCAACGAGUGGAGGUAUGCGUACCGUGAGUUUUCAGUCCCUGGAGACCGUAACAACAUGGGAGGCAUUCUCGGAAUCGAUGCUCGCAGUUGGGACAAGUCCCUCGCAAAGGACGGAGAAGGCGAGGACGACAAGCAAGAGGUGGAUAUCCUGAGUCAGGGCGUCGAAAUCGGCGACGGCAAGGUCAGGCUCUUGGUGCGUGAUCCCCCCAAGGGUCCUAGCGGUCGUCGAUGA